AUGCCUUACAUAAAUUUAAUAAUAAAAAAUAUGGGAUUAAUAGAGUGAAUUGACACAUCUCUUACAUCGUAUGGGUUUUUGCCAAUAAAUCAGCAAUCUCAAGAUAAAAUAAGUUCUGAAAGCAAUGAUAAGAGACUUCAAGAGAUUUCAGACAAGAUCAGAAGUGCUAUGACUCCUGUAAUACAUAAAACAAUAGAUGGGCUUAAUUAUUUAAAAGAGAAUGGGCCCAAUACUAUUGCUAAAGCAGCUGUAAAACUUGAUCCUGUUUAUGAAAGCGUUAAGAAAAACUCUAAAGAAAUAUUAUCGAAUGAAAAAUAUCAGCAAGCAAUUGAAGUAUACAAUGAUAUAAAAGAGAGAAGAAGAAAGUAUAUUGAGGGAACUCCUUAUGAAACUAGAAAAAACAUUGUCUUAUCCUUCUUGGAAUAAAGCUUUUUUUACAAAAAAAACUUGUAAUACUUUGUGAUAAGAUUUUUAAAAAAUAAAUGGAUAUUGUUUUUAGCUGAAAAGUUAGGCUUUUCAGCAGCAACUUUUCUGUUUUCUCCUGUGCUGAUGAACAGUUUAAAAAAAUCCUUAUUUGUUGCUGCAGUCGGAAACUUAGCUUUUACUCCAGAAGAAUUUGAAAGUUUAAAGAAAACUAUUAAAGUUAUUAAUUAG
Molecule: messenger RNA, 654 nt
Organism: Blepharisma stoltei
Lineage: Eukaryota; Ciliophora; Heterotrichea; Heterotrichida; Blepharismidae
Source: the annotation of a GenBank genome assembly